AUGAACACGUCUGAUUGUCAAAGUGUGAGAAUUCUUCUGCUAAAAUCUUUCAAUAGUGAUGUUGGACCAAUGGACGAUCGAUAUGUUAAAGAAUUAAGAAGUAGCAACUUUAUUGUUGACUGCAUACCGGCUUUAGAGUUUGAAUUCAUGAAUGAUGACAAGCUGAUCAAAGUUCUGAGAUGUCCGGACAUGUAUGCAGACCUCAUUGUCACCAGCCCUCGCUCUUGUGAGGCCAUCUCAAAUCUUAUCGCACAAAACAAUUUGUCGUUAGAAACAGCACAAUCACUUGGCUUAUCAGUAGUUGGUGAACAAGCCGGUAGUGCAGAUGCACUAUCAGAUAUUAUCAUCAAUGAUUACCUUGAAAAUAUAAAUUCUAAACCUUUGUUGUUUCUCGGAGCUGAAGAAAAAUUAGACAUACUUCCAAACAAACUCAACAGUAAAGCUGUUCAUUUUAUUGAGCUGGCUGUUUAUAGGAGCCGUAAGCACUCCAUGUUGGAUGUCAAUCUUUGUAAUUACCUAGCUAAGCCGCUCCUCCCAGAUUACGUAGUUUUCUUCAGUCCAUCUAUUGUGAGGUACUCAGCUGAUGUGCUGAAGGGCAGUCGGCUCGUUGAACAUAGCAGGAUAAUAGCGAUAGGAGCAUCAACACACAAGGAGAUGACGUCAUCAUCGAUGUUCAGUGACGUCAGCUUCAACAACGUCGCAUUGCUAAAGAAACCAGACGUCAACACGCUAAUCCAGACUUUGAAAUCUUUCAGUUAUAAUAAUAACAAUAAUAUUGAAAAUAAUAAUAUUAAGAAUGUUAAUAACGAAACGAAUAGCAAUAACAAUAAUCAUUGUAGUUGA
Molecule: messenger RNA, 843 nt
Organism: Helobdella robusta
Lineage: Eukaryota; Metazoa; Annelida; Clitellata; Rhynchobdellida; Glossiphoniidae
Exons: 7
Coding region: 1-843 (280 amino acids)
Biological process (GO): uroporphyrinogen III biosynthetic process
Molecular function (GO): uroporphyrinogen-III synthase activity
Source: RefSeq, a predicted model, not a curated record